AUGGAGUGGUUUUGGUUCGCUGGCACGCGCGCGCCUGCUCACACGGUAAUCCGGGCGCGUGCGCUGCUCCCAAUGCGAGGACGUGUCAGUCAGCAGCCUGCAGCAGGAUGGUGUGUGGCACUGGGGUCCAGGGAGGAAGCGUCGCAGGGCCCGGUGUUCCUGCAGGAGCCGCCGCACCGUGCAGACUUCUCCAAUUCCUCCGGAGUCGCCAUUCACUGUGCGGCACACGGCAAACCGCCUCCGAGGAUCUCGUGGCUGCUGCCGGACGGCAGCGAGGCGUCCGCGGUGUCCGGCCUGCGGCAGGUGCUGGACAACGGCACGCUGCUGCUGGCGCCCUUCCCGGCCGAGCGCUACCGCCCAGAGGUGCACAGCGCCGCCUACCGCUGCGCCGCCCACAACUCCGCCGGCACGAUCGUCAGCCGGCGCGUCCAGGUCCGGGCAGCUGUGGAGAAGCAGCACUAUGAGGUGCAGGUGUACGACGAGUUCGUGAUGGUUGGCAACACUGCCGUACUGCGCUGCCACGUGCCCUCCCUGGUGAGGGACCACGUGGUCGUCACGUCCUGGCUACGGGGGAACGCCGAGCGCAUUGUCACUGACAUCCAGUCAGGCGGCCGUUACUCUGUGUUCCCGUCUGGGGAGCUGCACAUACGUCACGUGACGCAGGCGGAUGGCGCGCUGCCCUACCGCUGCGAGACCAGGCACCUGCUGACGGGGAAGUCCCGGCUCAGCAUCUCAGCCGCCAGACUGCUGGUGACGUCACCGCAGAGCUCUGUGCCUCCCCGCAUCACGGACUCGCGCAGCCACGUGCAGGCGCGCCACAGGCAGCCCGUGGAGCUGCCCUGCGCAGCGCAGGGCUUCCCACUGCCCUCCUACACGUGGUUCCGCAGCCAGGGCGCCUCCAGCCAGCGCGUCGCCCUGGAGGACCGCGUGCGGCAGGUGGGUGGCAGCCUCUUCCUGGCGGCCGCGCUGCUCAGGGACUCUGGCCGCUACGUCUGCGUCGUCAACAACUCGGUGGGAGCGGAGCGCGCCUCCACCUCGCUGCUCGUCACCACGCCGCUGUCGGCCUACGUGGCGCCGCAGCAGCAGACGGUGGACGUGGGGCGGCCCGCGCAGCUCAACUGCUCCACCGAGGGCCACCCCCAGCUGGCCGUCUCCUGGCUCAAGGACGGCCGGCCGCUCCACACCUCCAGCAGGGUCAGGCUGAUAACCCCGCAGACAUUGCGCAUCGAACGCGUGGAGCAGCAUGAUGCAGGGAUGUACCAGUGUGUGGUCUCCAACAAUGACGAGACUGCUCAAGGAACAGCACAGAUCUCAUUGGGAGAUGCGGCGCCAGUGCUGGUGAAGACGUUCGGCGCGGCGACGCUGACGCCAGGUUCGGCGUGGUCUGCAGAGUGCGAGGCCGCUGGCUCCCCGCUGCCCUCCGUGUCAUGGCGGCGCGACGGGAACGCCCUCGCCACCUCACAGCAGCACACACUGCAGGUGAGCGUGCAGGCGGGCAGUGCGUCGGUGCGGGGGCGGCUGUCGCUGUCUGCUGUGCGGCCAGAGGACGGCGGCGUGUACGAGUGCGUGGCCAGCAGCGCGGCCGGCGCCGCCUCCCACGCCGCCCCCCUGCACGUCGUGGGCCCGCCCCACGUCCGGCCCAUGCCGGACCAGAGGGUCGUCGCCCACACCGACGCCGCCUUCCACUGCCGCGUCACCGGCUACCCCAUCAGCCAGAUACGCUGGGAGAAGGAGGGUUCGUACGGCUCUCUGCACAAAUCUCACACGUCACGCCGAACCACGCUACCGGACAACGACAGACAGCAAGUGUUCCAGAAUGGGACACUCAUAAUACAGAACAUGCAGAAACAUUCCGAUGAGGGAGGUUACGUGUGCGUAGCGACCAACCCGGAUGGACUCACUUCAAGAAGCAAGCUGAAUAUUCAAGUCAUGGAACCUCCUCAGAUAGACCCAAUAUCGACAAAGCCGGACCUACAGAGAGGAAUGCGGACGCACCUGUCUUGUAUCGUCAGUAAAGGCGACCUCCCGAUCGAAAUCCGCUGGCUGAAAGACGGCGCGCCGGUCCCGGAGGACGAGGAGGUCUCCGAGAAGACCAUCGACGACUACUCGAGCACGCUCAGCUUCCGCAGACUCGCCCCCAGGCACGCCGGCAACUACUCCUGCCACGCCGCCAACGCCGCAGCCUCCGCCCACUACACUGUGCAGGUUACGGUGAACGAGCCGCCAUCUUGGAAGCGUCAGCCCAAGGACACUCAGGUGGAGGCCGGCAGAUCCGUGACGCUGCCCUGCUCUGCGGACGGUUCUCCUGUGCCGAGAAUUCUCUGGAAGAAGGAUUCCGGGUCCUCGCCACCAAACUUCCAGGAUGUGAGCAUGCUCAUGUCCAACUACAAGUAA
Molecule: messenger RNA, 2394 nt
Organism: Schistocerca gregaria
Lineage: Eukaryota; Metazoa; Arthropoda; Insecta; Orthoptera; Acrididae
Product: Down syndrome cell adhesion molecule-like protein Dscam2
Exons: 14
Coding region: 1-2394 (797 amino acids)
Source: RefSeq, a predicted model, not a curated record